AUGGUGGUUUCUGGGAUCAUUGGGCCGCUGUUGGUCCGAGCAUCUGGAGUUUCUGGAAUGCGGCCGCGUGCUUCGCUCGGUACAAUGACCCAUUGCAACGGCACGAAUCCUGGACACUUCGGCGAAGCCGCUUGGGUACAGCAGGAGGCAGUUGGCAGAUGGGCUAAAAAUAAGAAGCAGUUGCUUGUCUGCAUCACGAGCAACCUGGAACUCACAGAGCAAGGGGUCGAAGUAUCGGGCGAGAAGACGCGUACAUGUACCUCAGAUGCCGAAGAGAGCCACCCCAGGAUACAAAGCAUCAUACGACUUUCAUCCCAGACUGGUAAAGCCAGCGUGUAA
Molecule: messenger RNA, 339 nt
Organism: Verticillium dahliae VdLs.17
Lineage: Eukaryota; Fungi; Ascomycota; Sordariomycetes; Glomerellales; Plectosphaerellaceae
Exons: 3
Coding region: 1-339 (112 amino acids)
Source: RefSeq, a predicted model, not a curated record